Messenger RNA from Erigeron canadensis, 1750 nucleotides. Its product is annotated as transcription factor TGA2.3-like. The transcript is spliced from 10 exons. Gene Ontology annotation, biological process: DNA-templated transcription; regulation of DNA-templated transcription. The record is from RefSeq and is a predicted model, not a curated record. The coding region runs from base 366 to 1343 and encodes 325 amino acids. Gene Ontology annotation, molecular function: sequence-specific DNA binding; DNA-binding transcription factor activity. Lineage: Eukaryota; Viridiplantae; Streptophyta; Magnoliopsida; Asterales; Asteraceae.
AUCGCGGACUCACUUCUUCUCCUUUUUAUAUUUCCUCCUGACCUCUCCUCGAUAGCUGCUAGCUGAAGAAGAAGAAGCAGCAGAAGAAAUUACCAAAAUUACUACUCUAAUUCCUUCAUAUUCAUAUCUUUCAAUCAAUUCUCUUUUGAUUUUCUUGAUCAUUCACCAAGAUCAAGUCCAUUGCAUGGCCGUAUCUCUGAUGUGUGCCAUUGCAAGGUUUUAAUGAGAUUUAUGUAUGCAGAGUCAGUUGGAUACUGAAAACAGUGAUGGUGUUUGGUAACUAUUAAUAGUUGUACGUUUCGUUGCUAUCGCUACACACGGAGAUUCAGGAUAUUCUAAUAGUUUGUGUUAAGUGAGAGUUGAUAAUGGCAGAGCCCAGUCCAAGUACCUCUACAGAUGGGGACACUGAAGACAAGGCUCUUGGGUUCCAUAACAGUUCUCAUGGGCUUGUGGUUUCUGAUGCUAGUGAUAAGUCCAGGGAUCAAAAGACACUCCGUAGGCUUGCUCAGAAUCGUGAAGCUGCAAGAAAGAGUCGUCUGCGAAAGAAAGCAUAUGUCCAACAGCUGGAAACUAGCAGAAUGAAACUGACCCAACUUGAGCAGGAGCUUCAGCGAGCUCGGCAGCAGGGCAUUUUCAUUUCAAGUUCAGGAGAACAAUCUCAAACAAUGAGUGGCAAUGGAGCCUUGGCUUUUGAUGUCGAAUAUGGGCGGUGGCUAGAAGAGCACAACCGAAGGAUUAACGAGCUAAAAGGUGCUGUCAGCAAUCAUGCUGGUGAUGGUGAACUGAGGAUCAUAGUUGAUGGCGUUGUGGCACAUUAUGAAGAAAUUUUCAGAAUAAAGGGGGAUGCUGCGAAGGCUGAUGUUUUUCAUGUUCUGUCAGGCAUGUGGAAAACUCCCGCAGAAAGAUGUUUUCUUUGGUUAGGUGGAUUCCGUUCAUCGGAACUCCUAAAGUUGCUUAUAACUCAAUUGGAACCUUUAACGGAACAGCAGUUAUUGGCCAUUGGAAACUUACAACAGUCAUCACAGCAAGCAGAGGAUGCCUUGUCCCAGGGGAUGGAAGCAUUGCAGCAGUCCCUGGCAGAGACAAUAGCAGGGUCUCUUGGCUCUUCAAAUUCAUCAGGCAAUGUAGCCAACUACAUGGGUCAAAUGGCAAUGGCUAUGGGUAAAUUAGGAACUUUAGAAGGCUUCAUUCGACAGGCUGACAAUUUGAGGCAACAAACCUUGCAACAAAUGCACCGGAUAUUAACAACGCGCCAAUCGGCUCGGGCCCUCAUAGCUAUCAAUGACUAUUCAUCCCGGCUUCGGGCUCUGAGCUCAUUAUGGCUUGCACGGCCUCGUGAGUGACCAAAAGCCUUCUCUUACUGCAUCCUGUAUCAUCACAAAAUGUGACCGGAGUUGUACCAACUAUACAAAAAUACACUCAAAUGUGCAAGAAAGUAAGGAUUUGUAACAAUCAGGAAUGGUAGCAAAAUGUUUAACAGCGCUCAAUCUCUUGAUUCGUUCCUGGUACCUUCAAACCGCUGUUAAUGAUGUCGAGUUCUACCUUCUUAUCUUCAGCUUGUAUGAAUGACAUCUCAGAAUAUUAACUUAUAAAUUGCAAUAAUUUGGUGUAAUCUUUGUUAUAAUUUAGACAGAUAAGAUAGGGGGUACAUUGUGAAUUUGUAGCUUGGCCAUGGUUUUUAAAUGCUAAUGUUUGAAUUUGGUUUGUAUGUUACUAUCUUAUGGGAGUUAAGGCACAAAUUUAUUUUCAA